AUGAUGCUGGGAGGGCACGGCGGCGGCGGCGGCGGCGGGAGGUGCCUGUUCACGGCGUCGCAGUGGCGGGAGCUGGAGCACCAGGCGCUCAUCUACAAGUACAUGGCCGCCGGCUCGCAGGUGCCCCACGAGCUGGUCCUCCCGCUCCGCCACCGCGACGCAGCCUUCGCCGCCAUCGACACCGCCCCCUCCCUCGCCUGCUACCCUCCUCCGCAGCCAUCCCUGGGGUGGGGGCUCUACGGGGCGGGAUCGCAGUACGCGCGGAAGCCGGAGGACCCGGAGCCCGGGCGGUGCCGGCGGACGGACGGCAAGAAAUGGCGGUGCUCCAGGGAGGCGUAUGGGGAGUCCAAGUACUGCGACAGGCACAUGCACCGCGGCAAGAACCGUUCAAGAAAGCCUGUGGAACCAAUGAGCUCCGCCUCCUCCGUCUCCUCCCCGGCCGCCUCGUACCGCCACACCGCCCUCUCCAUGUCGCCCCCCACGCCGGCCGACACGCCCAGCUACGGCCACGGCCACGGCCACGACCACCUCCGCGCAGCUGCUGGUCAGAGCCAGAUAAACCCUCUCCAGCUCCACCUCGACACCCCGUCGCCCCCGCCGUCCUACCACAGGUACGCGCCGGCGCAGCAGUACGGGGGCUCCUUCUUCCCGAGCAGGCAGCAGGUGCAGGAGGAGGAGGCGAGGCGGCGGCAGCACUUCCUGGCUCUCGGCGCCGACCUGAGCCUGGACAAGCCGGACGCCACCACCGCGGCGUCCUCGACAACCGAGGAGAAGCCGCUGCGGCGCUUCUUCGACGAGUGGCCGCGCGACGGGAACGCCGUCGAGGGUAGGCCCUGGAAUAUGGGCCACCGGGACGAGACGCUGCUCUCCAUGUCCAUCCCCACGACGACGGCCUCGCACCCCGACCUCGCCGCCGCCUCGCGCUACCACCACCACCACAACGAUGAAUAA
Triticum turgidum subsp. durum (durum wheat) is the source of this 951-nucleotide messenger RNA. The record is from the annotation of a GenBank genome assembly. NCBI's taxonomy places the organism in Eukaryota, Viridiplantae, Streptophyta, Magnoliopsida, Poales, Poaceae.